GGAUACACAAUAUACAAAGUACAUACUGGUUUGCAGUAGCGGGGCAGAAAAUAAAAACACAGUCUCAUACUACAUAUGACACAUUAGUCACGAACGCAGAACGAAAAAUUUUACGGAAUUGUGAUCGAGUUAUAAUAUACGUCGGGCGUAAAUUCCAUUGUUCAAUUGCAUUUUAAUUAUUUUUGUAUCACACAGAGUCAAACAUGUCGACCGCAACGUUUCGCUCGUUCGCCCGUUCAUUCGGGUCGAAAAUGUAAGUCACACCAACAAGUUUGCUCUUAUUUUAUAAUUAUGUUAUAGUAUAUUUGUUAUGUAAACACUAAUCCUCCAUAACGAUUCUUCGACAAAAAUCUAAUUAUUAGUCUACAUUAAAUUCAUUUUCGGCUUUUACUUUGUAGUUGAGAUUCCGGGAAAUAUUCCUAAUUUUAGAUUGAUCAUGAUUACAUAAGUCAUUAAUCAGUAAUAUUGACAAAGAGUUAACCAUACAUUAUCCUGAUCUCUCACAGUACCUAUUUUGCAUCGUUUUAUGUAUGCAAGUGUUAUGACUUUAAUCUAGUUACAGCAUAGGUUCGUUCUAGUUGACUGAAGUUUGUUGGGAAUAAUAGGUAUAUUGUCCUUGAAAAAUCACAAAAUUAAUAAAAUAAAAUAAUUCACCUAUUUCAUUAGGUGCCUGUAAUCGAUGUAGACUACUUUUAGGUAUGGUUUCAAUGCUUUUGUAAUUAUCAAUGCUAAUUAAAACUGUUGGUUAUAAUUUAUUCAGCAUGACCAAUUCUAUUUUCUAAUAAAAUUGACUGUUAAUCGCAUACCUAGUUUAUGUCAUGUCUUCACUGAUUAGUGUUUUAUGAAAAGUAUAUUCAAUUCAAAAUAUAGAUACAAUGUUUAUUGCAUAAUGAUGUAAGGAAAUUUAAUACCUACGAUAAUUACUUUAAGCACUCAUAAAUUUAAUAGGCUUGGAAAAAUAAAAAGUACUUUAAUAAAGAAAUACAUUUUUAUCAUAGCUCAUCAGUAAUAGAUAGAUACAUGAGUUAUGAAAUAUCAUAUUUUAUUUUAAUGAACAGAAUUGAAAGUUAAGAAAUUGAAUAUACUUUUAAUAGGAAUAAUAGGUAUAUUGUCCUUGAAAAAUCACAAAAUUAAUAAAAUAAAUAAUUCACCUAUUUCAUUAGGUGCCUGUAAUCGAUGUAGACUACUUUUAGGUAUGGUUUCAAUGCUUUUGUAAUUAUCAAUGCUAAUUAAAAUUGUUGGUUAUAAUUUAUUCAGCAUGACCAAUUCUAUUUUCUAACAAAAUUGACUGUUAAUCGCAUACCUAGUUUAUGUCAUGUCUUCACUGAUUAGUGUUUUAUGAAAAGUAUAUUCAAUUUCUUAACUUUCAAUUCUGUUCAUUAAAAUAAAAUAUGAUAUCAUUUCAUAACUCAUGUAUCUAUUUAUUACUGAUGAGCUAUGAUAAAAAUGUAUUUCUUUAUUAAAGUACUUUUUAUUUUUCUAAGCCUAUUAAAUUUAUGAGUGCUUAAAGUAAUUAUCGUAGGUAUUAAAUUUCCUUACAUCAUUAUGCAAUAAACAUUGUAUCUAUAUUUUGUUUUGUUAUUGAAUAAAUAUUGUACUUAUAGGUAAUAUAUUUACUAGUAAUGUGAUAAAAUUAAGUAUGAUAAAUUGUUCACAUGUUUAAAAUUAAAAAAAUAAACAUAAAUAUCAAAAACAACACUUUUUACAAACUUAAAUCUUUUUGAAGCAUUUAAAGAGAUUGACAUAAUCAUACACAAAAUUUCCAAAAUUUAUUUUCACAAUGUACCUACAAAAUUCCAAGCCGACAAUACAAAAUUAUUUAAGUUCAAAAAUAAGUACCAUUCUAAUGCUUAUAAUUAUACAGCUAUUAAUUCAGUGGUUUGAACAUUGUGAACUGUAGGUAAAAGACAGUACUUUAUGCCCUUUUAAGCAAUAUAAAACAUUCUAUAAUUUUAAAAAUAAAGCUAAAGUCUUAUAUUUGAUCUAAAAUAAAAGGUUAUUUUAGUUUUUAUUUAAUGAUUCAGUGUUAAAUUAUGAUUUAUGAAUUUUGCAUUUUUUAUAAUUACACAAUACAUCAUUACGUUAUCUAUAAAAAAAAUUAUGUAAAAACCGAAAAUUUGCAAUUAUCAACUUAACAUUUGAUUUGUGUUGUUGUUUCUAAAAUGGUUAGAUUUAGUGUUGUUCCUAGCGCUCCUAUUCCCGGGAACAAAGCACUACAGAUAAAGUCUAGUCAUGGUCUUGUACAUGUCUAGUAGAGAUAACUUACAAUUUAUGAUUUAAUAAAAUUAAUGCUAGUAUAAUUAUAUAUAUAGUCUGUAACACGAAAACUGGCCGUUGGUCCCUCGUCAUGGGUUCUCUCUUACUGUCAAAUUUAACAAAAUCUAACUUAUUAUUUCCAGUUUUAACCAAUAUUGUUCAUUUAGUGUUUCAAGUACCACUAUAAAAUAUUCAAGUUCUUAAUUUAUAUAAUGGUAUGCGAUUCAUGUUUUUUUAAAUUAGAUACAUUUGUAUGAUAACUAAAUUUUAAUAGAAAAUUAAAUUAUCUAUGUUUCUUGAUAUAAAAAAUAAAACAAGCCCUACAUAUUUUAUGAUUGACUAAACUGUUAUUAUUUAACUAUAACACUAUGUUUGAUGUUUUUAAGUGAAAAGCCAGUGCGUACACAUUUGGUCAAUGUGUAUGCCUGUUUGACACUUUCCAUGAUAGCGGCUGCAAUUGGCGCUUAUGUUCAUGUAUACACCAACUUCCUUAGUGCUGGAAUACUUACAGCUCUAGGUGGAACUGGAUUACUGUUGGCACUUAUGUAUACACAAGACAAUGGGAAAAAUCAUACUCUUAGAAUAAGUUAUUUAGUUGGAUUUGCUUUUUUCACAGGUUUGUUUUUAUUUAUAAAUAGUUUAUCUUUUUUAAUUCCUAUAUAAUAUUUAUUAUGUUUUAGGUCUUGGAAUUGGCCCCCUUAUGGAAUAUGUUAUCCAUGUGGAUCCUAGUAUCAUACCAACUACAUUUUUAGCAACCACAUUUAUAUUCACAUCAUUUAGUCUUUCUGCCAUAUUUGCUGAACGCGGAAAAUGGCUUUACCUGGGUGGUAUCUUAAUGUCACUGUUGUCUGUACUCGUGCUAAUGUCUUUCGCUAACUUAUUCCUAGGCUCGGAGCUUAUUUUCAAAGUAAGAUUUCUAAUCUAAAUUUUUAACCAAUUAUUACUACUUUUAUUUUUUGCAGGGUUACCUUUAUAUUGGUCUUUGUCUUAUGAGUGGUUUUGUUUUGUAUGACACUCAAUUAAUUAUGGAGAAAAGAAGAGCAGGCGAUAAAGAUUUUAUUGCUCAUUCUGUUGAUCUAUUUGUAGAUUUUAUUGGCAUCUUCAGACGGUUGCUUAUCAUUCUGUCACAAAAGGUUGUUUUAAAAAAAAUUAAUAUUUAUUUUAAUAUACAAUCUCAAGUAUUUGUUUUAUGGUUUUAGGAACAAGGAUCAAAGAAGCGUAAAGACUGAAUGAUAUUUUAUUAAUUACAAAUGUAAAUUACCAAUUCAAUAUCAACUGUGUACCAACUAUUUAAUAUAAAAUUAAAAUAUUUUAAUACUAGUGGGUUUAUUUUUUUUUUGGUUGGCAAUAUAUUUAUGCAUAUUAUUACUUUAUAAGUCGUAUAAUUUAAGAUAAAAUAAUAUUUAGCCAAUCUAAGGUACUUAAUGGUCUAAAUUGUUAUGUCAGUGUAGGUGUUAUUAUGACAUUUAGAUUUGUUGAAUUCAUAAAAUAGCAUUAUAUAUUUUUCUUAUUUAUCAUAAUGGUUUUCUUAUAAUAAACGACUAAUACGUAUGUUACUAUAAAUUACCUUAUUGUUUUUGUUAUUUACACAAAAUAUUCAAUAAUCAUGUUAGCU
Cinara cedri is the source of this 3871-nucleotide messenger RNA. The record is from the annotation of a GenBank genome assembly. Lineage: Eukaryota; Metazoa; Arthropoda; Insecta; Hemiptera; Aphididae.